CAAAACUCUGGCGGACAUCAAAGGAACCCUAGCUUUUCUCCGGUCUUCCAUCGCCUCUUUCGCCGCCCAUCGGUGGUUUGAUUUCAAAUCCAAGAAGAAGAAGAAACGUAAUAUUAAUAUUAAUAUUAAUCUCCUCCUCAGGAAGAUGCUUUGGAUUAUGAGAUUCUCCGGUUUAUUCUCCGCCGCUUUGGUCAUCAUCGUCCUCUCUCCUUCUCUCCAAUCUUUUCCACCAGCUGAAGCCAUCAGAUCCUCUCAUCUCGACGCCUACCUCCGCUUCCCAACCUCCGAUCCACAGCCCCAUAGGUUCUCCUUCAGAAAAGCUCCCGUCUUCCGCAAUGCCGCCGAUUACCCCGUCGCCGACAUCGAUUCCGGCGUCUGCAACCCUUCUUUGGUCCACGUCGCCAUUACUCUCGAUUUCGAGUACCUCCGUGGCUCGGUCGCCGCCGUGCACUCGAUCCUGAAGCACUCUUCGUGUCCCGAGAGCGUCUUCUUCCAUUUCCUCGUCUCCGAGACCGGCCUUGAGUCCUUGAUCCGCUCGACCUUCCCCGAGCUGAGGUUCAAGGUUUACUACUUCGAUCCCGAGAUCGUACGGACCCUGAUCUCGACCUCCGUCAGGCAAGCCCUCGAGCAGCCGUUGAAUUACGCCAGAAACUACCUGGCUGGUCUCCUCGAGCCCUGCGUGCGCCGCGUGAUCUAUCUAGACUCCGAUCUAGUCGUCGUCGAUGACAUAGCUAAGCUGUGGAAGACGAAGCUGGGAUCGAAGACCAUCGGAGCUCCGGAGUACUGCCACGCCAACUUCACGAAGUAUUUCACGGCGGCGUUCUGGUCGGACGAGCGGUUCUCGGGAGCGUUCGCGGGGAGAAAACCGUGCUACUUCAACACGGGGGUGAUGGUGAUGGAUCUAGAGAGAUGGAGGCGCGUGGGGUACACGGAGGUGAUUGAGAAGUGGAUGGAGAUCCAGAAGAAGAGUGAUAGGAGGAUAUACGAGCUGGGGUCACUGCCACCGUUCUUGCUUGUAUUCGCCGGAGAGGUGGCUCCGAUUGAGCAUCGGUGGAACCAGCACGGGCUAGGUGGAGAUAACGUGAGAGGAAGCUGCAGAGAUCUACAUCCAGGUCCGGUUAGCUUGCUUCAUUGGUCCGGUAGUGGUAAACCGUGGUUCCGGUUAGAUUCCAGACGGCCUUGUCCACCUGAUACUCUUUGGGCACCUUAUGAUUUGUAUGGACACCACAACUCACGCUGAUGAUCUCUGUUUGUACAUAUUAUAUAGUCUCUCUCUCUCUCUCUCUCAGUCUCAGCUGGUAAAUUCUCUCCUUCAUUCACUGAAAACAAAAUUAAAUUCUUUCUUCUUUCUCUCCAUUUUUUUUCUUUCUCUUAUGAUUUUUACAGACUUUUGGAAUUUGUUUCUUCGUCCUCCUCUGUAUUCUAUUCGAUUGUUCUGUGCAUUGAAAUAAAAAAAAAUGAAAAAAAUAAAAAAAGAAGAAGAAGAAGAAGAUAGGAGAUACUGAAUUCAGAUUUGUUGUACAGACUUUUUUACCAUAUGUUUUUUAUAUAUAUGAUUCUGUCAUUUUUUUUUC
Messenger RNA from Camelina sativa (false flax), 1574 nucleotides. Its product is annotated as putative galacturonosyltransferase-like 7. The record is from RefSeq and is a predicted model, not a curated record. Gene Ontology annotation, cellular component: Golgi apparatus. Lineage: Eukaryota; Viridiplantae; Streptophyta; Magnoliopsida; Brassicales; Brassicaceae. Gene Ontology annotation, molecular function: glycosyltransferase activity.